AGUGAUAUUGUGCCCGUCUGAGGGGCGGUACUUAGAGACAGGCUGAUUCAGCGGUCCCCAAAUUCCUCAUACGUUUUGUAUGGUAAACGCCGUCAAUUUGGAACACCCGUCUCAUAACGCGCCAAUAAUUGCUAGCCCCUGAGACUAUAGGAUGCUCUCAACAGCGGUCUCCUAGACAGUUCUUCAAUCAAUUAUCCCAUCUGGUUCACCCAUUACUGUGGCGUACGGGUAUCCUAUUACUCGAUAGGUUACGUUCCGCAAGUCGUCCCGCGCAAGAUGAAAAACUUCUAUUUUAGAGUUUAGGGUCGUUCUCCUUCGGUUCGAUACUGAUACGACAUACAUGGACUUAACCGGCGAAGUGUCGGCUUCCUCGGAACUGAAGCUUCGGUCUCUAUUCUCCUGGGCUGAUAAAUCCUGAACACCUAGCUCAGUUAUAUCACCACUUGUUUCAAGCAUCAUCUCACGCACCUGACCCAGCGCAAAUAAAGGGAACUAUGUCUUACGCCAUGCCUUCCAAGACUUCCGGGCCCAUUAACAUCUCCUCGGUUGCCGCUGAACGUCUCACCCAAGUCGGGAAUCAUCUAACCACAACUACCCGGGAGGGAAAAGAGGCCAUGGAUGUAUAUAUCCUGAGUGCCGCUAGGACGCCGACUACUCGAUUCGGCGGUGCAUUCGCCAAUGUGCCAGCUCCCCAACUAGGAGCAUAUGCAAUCAGAGAAGCACUCAUAAAAUCCAAGUUGCCUUUGACGAAGAUCACCGAUGUCUACAUGGGCAACGUCCUGCAAGCAUCUGUUGGCCAGUCACCCGCACGUCAAGCUGCAAUACUUGCUGGACUCCCGGUAACGGCCGACGCCGUCACCAUCAACAAAGUUUGUGCAUCUGGCCUUAAAGCGGUCGUGAUGGCAGCCCAAAAUAUCCAGCUAGGAUUAUCCAAGGCCCAGGUUGCUGGGGGAAUGGAAAGCAUGUCCUCUGUUCCAUACUACCUUCCCAGAACACCACGCUUCCAUCCACCCAGAAAUAUUAACUUAGAGGAUGGCCUAAUCAAGGACGGUCUUUGGGACGUGUACAACCAAAUCCACAUGGGAAACUGUGCGGAGAACACGGCGAAGAAGCUCGAUCUCUCUCGAGAGGCACAGGAUGACUAUGCCAUCCAUAGCUUUCUACGAGCGCAGAAGGCAUGGGCUGAAGGGAAAUUCAAGGAUGAAGUUGUUCCAAUCACUGUGAAAGGAAGAAAUGGGGAGGUUGUAGUCUGCGAGGAUGAAGGGUUUGACAGGCUUAAGGUGGAUAAGGUGGCCAACUUGAAGCCGGCAUUUACCGAGGAAAAUGCUGGGACUGUGACAGCAGCGAACUCUUCACCUCUCAACGACGGCGCGAGCGCGUUGGUUUUGGUCAACAAGGCUAUUGCACAAGAGUACGGUUGCCAUAGCCGAGUUUUAUCAAAGAUUCUUUCCACAGCAGAUGCUGCGGUUGAUCCUAUUGAUUUUCCCAUUGCCCCAGCUAAGGCCGUGCCGAUCGCUUUAGAGCGUGCAGGAAUAAGGAAGGAGGAUGUCGCAGUGUGGGAGUUCAAUGAGGCAUUUGCAGCGGUCAUCAAGGCCAACGAAAAGAUCCUCGGUCUUGAAAACGCAAACGUGAAUCCGCUAGGGGGAGCCAUCUCUUUGGGCCACGCUCUCGGCAGCUCGGGAUCCAGGAUUCUCACCACUCUGUUGCAUCAGCUUAAGAUAGGGGAGUACGGCGUCGCGGCGAUUUGUAACGGCGGUGGUGCAGCAACUGUCGUUGUGGUUCAAAGAGUUAAGAGUGUAGAUUGAGAUAGAAUGGGCAAUCAAGGAGGACUAUGCAGCCGAUCUCUUUGCGAACAAUACCUUGCCCUCAUUUUGAAUGCACAAUUAGUCUUUGACAGUCAGUGAGACAAAUUUACGAAACUGAUUCGAAGAUGAGAGAUGAUCGAGUCACUUGGAAUGCCCAUGUUAUGACUUAUGGUACGGGAGAGACCCACCUGUCAACCGGGUCACUAGAGAGUAGUGGAGGCAGUAGAGGGGCAGUUGCAUAGGACUCACACAAGUCUGGAAAGGGGAGAAACUAGAUGCCGUAUACGCCUUUUAACCUCACUCUUCAAGACAACACUAUUGCGGGGUAUUCAAU
This is a messenger RNA of Aspergillus alliaceus, 2139 nucleotides long. RefSeq names its product thiolase family protein. Lineage: Eukaryota; Fungi; Ascomycota; Eurotiomycetes; Eurotiales; Aspergillaceae. Gene Ontology annotation, biological process: fatty acid beta-oxidation. Gene Ontology annotation, molecular function: acetyl-CoA C-acetyltransferase activity. Bases 495 to 1805 code for a protein of 436 amino acids. The transcript is spliced from 3 exons. The record is from RefSeq and is a predicted model, not a curated record.